GAGGAUCGCUCGUUUUUGCCGCUAAUUUAGCGCUAAGUAAGUGUUCAGUCGGUCAGAAUUUACCGGUCGGUCCGCAAGGGUUAUACGACGAGUUAAGUUUUUUCGAAAAAUCGAAAAACAUGUUUGAUUUAGUGCGUUUUGGUGGUGUAGCCACCACGGUGGUUUUUACUCAGUUUUUGAAAGGUUAUGCCUAUAGUUUACAGAGUACAGAUUCUGAGAGUUUACAGACGUCCGCAGUAACUGAGACCACUGGUCACGAUAACUAUGAAAAGUAUUAUGUGGAAUACACGGAUUCUUAUGAUACUGACCAAUCAGUACCCAGCACCUGGUCGGUGGUAUGGUACAUAGCCUCCUUCACCGGCCUAAUCCUGUUCUUCCUCAUAGUCUCGUGUAGCGAGUGGUGCUGCAGGAGAAAUGCCCGAAGGAACUGCCAGAGGACGACCCUCCCGCAGGGAGGUACCUCCUCACAGAGGAUCAACGACACACCUCCACCUCCUUACGACAAUUUCGCCCCACCGAAAUACGAGGAGGUGCUCGGGAUGUGCAGUAGCGGAGAGAAGAGCAAAUAUGAUGUGUUUGUCGUGUCGGAGCAUACGUUAGGUACGAUAAUGAAAGAAGCGAGCAGAGAAGACGACCCUCCCUCCUACCAUUGCGCGAGCGUUCAACUAGCGAGACUGAGCGAACUGCCACGGGUGCAUCACGGACCAAUAAGCGGCGCGAGCAGGGUCACGUGACGCGAAUCCGACCAAUCGGGACGCGCCAGAGACUGAUUUAAAAUAACUGAUUUUUUCCAUUUAAACUUUAUCAGUUCCUAAGUGUGAUUGCGGCCGUAUGGAGUGAUUGAGUGAAAGAAGUUUAUGGUUCUAAUAUUGAUCGGCUUACUAUUAUGGAAUACUGUGAUGUUUCGUCCAAUAUCGAUUGUAAUUUUGGAAAUAUGCUUGUAAUUGUCUGGAAGUGCUUGUUGGUAUUUGAAAAUCUGCGAACAAGGAAACUUCGAAUAGUUGGAGUGCACCCGUAUAUAAAUUUUUCCUUUUAUAAAUACUUAAUUAUGCUAAAUGCUUACGCAAACGUUAAAAACAGGAUACUUUUCCUUAUAGGCGUCAGUAUUUACUUAAGCCUUAUAUGUAUAUGGUAAAAACACUCCUUUUUAAUAUUAUUUGGCUAAGAUAAGAGGCAAUUUUGGAAAAACACUUGAUAAAAAAAUGGCAAUCAAGCUAAAAUUAGAUACAGAAAGUCAUAAAUGUUUCCACAGUUUCGUGUGGAUUUUCAAUUACCAAGAGCUUCCGCCUAAUCAGAAUUGUAAACUUUUAAAAAUAUCUUAGACUGACCGAAGCCAGUGAUUUACGUGUAAAUAGUAUUAAAGUAGUUACCGCUGAAUUAAUUUGUGAUAUUUAAUAAGCUCGAAGGACCAAAACCUUGGUCCUUUACGAAUAUUUGGCCACAGGUUAAUUUCAGACAUAGUCUCCUCCUUGUUUGGUACAUAAGAAAUUUUACUGUGGCCAUACCUGUAUAUGAUUCUAUAUAGUAUUAGUAUGUGUGCCCGAGCCAGAAAACUGUAUGAAAGUUUCACGAAAAGAAAUUGUACGUGUACUGUCAAAGGCCAUAUAAUUCUUAUUUAUUGUACAAUGUUAUGUUUGGAUAGUACAAUUUUUAUAAAAUAAACGAUUUAAGAUGAAAUAAA
Molecule: messenger RNA, 1681 nt
Organism: Anthonomus grandis grandis
Lineage: Eukaryota; Metazoa; Arthropoda; Insecta; Coleoptera; Curculionidae
Exons: 4
Coding region: 120-734 (204 amino acids)
Source: RefSeq, a predicted model, not a curated record